Gloeophyllum trabeum ATCC 11539 is the source of this 1404-nucleotide messenger RNA. RefSeq lists its product as uncharacterized. Gene Ontology annotation, biological process: sphingosine biosynthetic process. Bases 1 to 1404 code for a protein of 467 amino acids. Gene Ontology annotation, cellular component: cytoplasm; membrane; intracellular membrane-bounded organelle. NCBI's taxonomy places the organism in Eukaryota, Fungi, Basidiomycota, Agaricomycetes, Gloeophyllales, Gloeophyllaceae. The transcript is spliced from 10 exons. The record is from RefSeq and is a predicted model, not a curated record.
AUGGCCACGUCUAAUGAGCUGCGCGUCGUGAAUGGUUCGGGAAAGGUUUCGACGUUCAAGCUGACGGACUCUAGUCUGCUCAUAAGCCGUGACCCGAAGAAGACGGUGGAUGUCCCCUUGAAGCAGGUGCUAUGGGCCGAGCACGCGCAGGAUACGCUCCAUGUCCACUUUCUUGCUCGGAAGAGUAAGAAGGGCUCUCUGAGCCUCGUCAAAGCCAGUGGACGUAUAUUCCCGGCAGACAAGUCCGCAGUAGACGCAUGGAUCGACGCCCUGACGGCCAAGGCUUAUGAAGGUGUGAAGCAGCGCAGACGUCUGAAGGUCUUGGUUAAUCCGCACGGUGGCCAGGGGAAAUCAGUAGCCAUAUUCCGCAAGAAGGUCGAGCCAAUUCUUAAGGCCGCGCACUGCACGCUGGAUGUUACCUACACAACGCAUUCGAAGCAUGCGCAAGCCCUCGCCAAAGACCUGUCGCUCGAUUUUGACGCGGUUGUCACCGUGUCGGGUGACGGUCUUAUUCAUGAAGUGAUAAAUGGAUUUGCAGAGCACGCCCAGCCGCUGAAAGCUCUGAAUAUACCCAUCGCGCCUAUACCCACCGGCUCGGGCAACGGCCUAUCUUGCAAUCUCCUAGGAGUCAAGGACGCCUUCGACGUGUGCGCCGCUGCGUUGAACGCCAUCAAAGGUCGGCCCAUGAAGACCGACCUCUUCUCCUUUACGCAGGGCAACACCCGCCGCUUGUCCUUCUUCUCGCAGGCGGUGGGGCUAAUGGCCGACCUUGAUCUCGGCACCGAGCACCUUCGCUGGAUGGGCGACACGCGCUUCGUCGUAGGCUUCCUGCGCGGCAUCGCGAAGUUAAGCCCGUGCGCCGCCACACUAUCCGUAAAGGUCGCCGAGAGCGACAAGGACAAGAUGCUCGAAUCGUACCGGAAAGUUAGGGACGCCGCGCCGCCUCCUCCGGAGGCAGAAAGCGAGAGUGAAGGGGCGUUGCCGCCGUUGCAGCACACCUCGCCAGGGAAAGGCGACGACGGCUGGGUCACUUUCGAUAAACCGCUGCUCUAUGUGUAUGCGGGACAAGGCCCUUACGUCGGACGCGAUCUAAUGCAAUUCCCACUUUCCUUGCCUGACGACGGUCUCAUCGACGUAGUCGCCCAAGAGCUGACAUCGAGGGGGGAUAUGCUCAAAGCCUUGGACGGCGCAGAGAAAGGCGGGCCAUUCUGGCUUCCUACCCAACACUACUUCAAGGCGCACGCCUACAGGUUGACUCCUCGCUCAAAGAAAGGCUGUCUAUCCAUCGACGGCGAGGCCUACCCGUUCGAAGAAUACACCGUCGAAGUCCACCCCAAGCUCGGCACACUCCUGAGCAUGUACGGUCGCUACGUUGAUGACUUCAAAAUGCAGAAACCUCAGUAA